Molecule: messenger RNA, 657 nt
Organism: Strongyloides ratti
Lineage: Eukaryota; Metazoa; Nematoda; Chromadorea; Rhabditida; Strongyloididae
Product: N-acetyllactosaminide beta-1,3-N-acetylglucosaminyltransferase
Exons: 3
Coding region: 1-657 (218 amino acids)
Source: RefSeq, a predicted model, not a curated record
AUGAAUCAUUUAUUUUCAAAAAAUUUUGAAAAGAAAAUGAUUAAUUUAGGGGAAAAAUUUUUUAAUAAAACAGGAAAAUAUGCAUUAACUUAUAGAAUUUUUGAAAUAUCAAAAAAUAUUACAAUAUUACCAGAUAAUAAAUAUAUAUUAAAUAAAUAUAUUAAUGAUAGAAAAGCUUUUGAAUUUCAUCAUUAUAUGUCAGCACAUAAAAUACCUUUAUUAAAUGAAUGGCUUUUAUAUCCAGAAAGUAAUUUAGAAACUGGAUAUCAAUUUAUAACAAAUCUUUCAAAUUCUCAAUGGGAACCUCAGUUUGUUUCAUUAACAGAUAUCCCGUAUCAUGAUGAAACAUUUUUUUAUCCAAUUAGAGAUAACACUGUAUUAAGGUGGGAAAUGUGUUAUCAGAAGUAUCAAUUUGUUAUUGCUCAUGAUGUAUUUAUGUUUCAUUAUGGUAUUAAAACAUAUCAUGAAUCUUUAUCUAUUAAACUAGCAAAAGAUAAUAUCUUUCCAUUAGCUUUCAAGGCAAUGAAUAAUUUUGAAAAAAAGAUGAAAAAAAGAUAUUCAAAAAAUAUUAAUUGCCCAAAACCAGAUAAAUACGGUUUUGGACCUGGUUUAAAAAUACAAAAUUAUCUAAGUUAUCCAAAAAUUUUUGGAUAUUAA